Ilyonectria robusta is the source of this 1248-nucleotide messenger RNA. Its product is annotated as metal-dependent amidase/aminoacylase/carboxypeptidase. The record is from RefSeq and is a predicted model, not a curated record. Gene Ontology annotation, molecular function: dipeptidase activity. Lineage: Eukaryota; Fungi; Ascomycota; Sordariomycetes; Hypocreales; Nectriaceae. Bases 1 to 1248 code for a protein of 415 amino acids. The transcript has 2 exons.
AUGGACUCGGCCGAGUCGUCACCCGGAGUCAUCGAGACGGCACGCGCCAUCAUCGACCAAAGUCUUGACAAUCUGAGUCCAUCGCUACAUCAAAAUAUCAACAAAUUUCUCCACGCAAACCCCGAAACAGCAUAUCAAGAGUUUCUCGCCCACAAUACUCUCACGGCGUACCUCGAGGACCAGGGAUUCACGGUCAAAAAGCAGACCUAUGGCCUUGAGACCAGCUUCGAAGUCGAGAUUGGAGAGGGCGGACGGCUUGUCGUGUUUUGUGCCGAGUACGAUGCCCUCCCCACGAUAGGACACGCCUGUGGCCACAACCUGAUCGCAACUUCGUCUCUCGCUGCUUUUUUGGGAGCCGCUCGUGCGAUGACAGAGCUGGAAAUCCCCGGUCGUUUACGCAUUCUGGGUACGCCGGCAGAAGAAGGCGGCGGCGGCAAAGCGAAACUCAUUGACGCUGGCGCUUUCAAUCCUCCACAAGAUAUCGCAGCCGCCAUCAUGGCGCAUCCCGUGGCAGCGCACCAGAUCGGAAGCAGCGGUGACUUUUCCGGCCUCGCGGGCUUCAAGCUCAUCGCAAGCCACAAACUGCGUGUCGAGUUUAGAGGCAAGACGGCCCACGCGGCUGGUGAGCCGUGGAAUGGAGUAAAUGCACUUGACGCAGCCGUUGCGGCAUACAAUAAUGUGGCAUUGCUGCGACAGCAGAUCCAGCCUGAUGAACGGAUUCAUGGCGUCAUAGAGGCUGGUGGUACGGUUCCCAACGUCAUCACUGAAUACACUCGAAUGAACUGGAAUAUCCGAAGCCCUACGAUGAAGCGGUGCAAUGACCUGCUACGUCGGGUAAAGGCGUGCUUCGAGGCUGGUGCUGCGGCUACUGGUUGCUCUAUUAGCUACAUCCCGUCACCGACGUACAUGAAUCUCCGCGUCAACGACACGCUCUGCAAAACAUACGUGGACGAGAUGGCAGUUCUGGGCGAAAACAUCAUGCUUCGGCAGACCAAGAACUUCAAUGCGUCGACAGACAUGGGUAACGUGUCGCAUCUAGUCCCCAGUUUCCACGGCGCUUUUGCGAUCCCAGCAAGUCCGGAUAUCUCUGCUCAUAACCCAGGAUUCACCGCUGCUGCUGGAACGGACGAGGCACACGCAGCGGCAAUCAAGUGCGCAAAGGGUAUGGCGAUUCUUGCUAUACGUGUUCUUGUUGAGGAUGCAGUUGCGACAGGUGCGCGAAGCGACUUUGGACUAGAGGAUGAGUGA